This is a messenger RNA of Leguminivora glycinivorella, 588 nucleotides long. RefSeq lists its product as uncharacterized. Lineage: Eukaryota; Metazoa; Arthropoda; Insecta; Lepidoptera; Tortricidae. The coding region runs from base 1 to 588 and encodes 195 amino acids. The record is from RefSeq and is a predicted model, not a curated record. The transcript has a single exon.
AUGUGGCGGGACUUCGAAAACGUGUGCCAGAAACAAGCCAAACAGAUACUCGGAGUUUCUAAGGGUGGUACUCCUAUCAAGAAGGAUACUUCCUGGUGGAGUGAUGAGGUCAAGCUCAUAAUAAAGGCAAAACGGGACGCAUUUCACAAGUGGCAGAGGUCGGAAAUGGAGAAGGACCGCUUGGAGUACAAAUCAAUGAAGUCUCUUGCUAAAACAACAGUCGCACAGGCGAGAGCCAUAUCAAGGCAAGACUUCUACGAUAAACUGGAAAAUGCUCCGAACGAAAACACAAUUUUUAAGAUCGCUAAACAACGGCAUAGGUCCACCCUAGAUACAAAGUUCAACAAGUAUAUUAAAGACCAACACGGCAAAUUGCUUACCUCUAAUGAUGCAAUAAAUGAAAGGUGGAAGGAGUAUUACAACCAGUUAUUGAACGAGGAGUUUCCCAGCGAAGAACACUUCAGCCUUUCAUGCACCGAAGGGCCACUCGAGCGUAUCGAUCUCACGGAAGUUAAACAAGCGCUGAAGAAAAUGGAUUUUCAUAAAGCCGUUGGCCCAGACAACGUCCCCGUUGACGUGUGGGCCUAA